Hydractinia symbiolongicarpus is the source of this 735-nucleotide messenger RNA. RefSeq lists its product as uncharacterized. The transcript has 5 exons. Lineage: Eukaryota; Metazoa; Cnidaria; Hydrozoa; Anthoathecata; Hydractiniidae. The record is from RefSeq and is a predicted model, not a curated record. Bases 42 to 704 code for a protein of 220 amino acids.
AUACUUCCAAAUGUUUUCACAGAUCUAAAUAAUAUGUUUUCAUGCUUCUCCGUAAUAUUCACAAAGGGCUGCCAUCUCCAUCAUGUUGCACUAAGGUGAUAACGAUUAAGGGUGAUUAUGACUAUUAUCAUUACUCAGUUGAUGAAUUUACUGACCAGGGAUGGGGGUGCGGCUACAGGACACUGCAGUCUAUUGUAUCGUGGUUAAUUAUUAACGUAGAAAAAUGUAAAGACAAAAGUGUUCCAAGUAUAACGAUAAUACAGGAAACAUUGGUUGCUGUUGGGGAUAAAUGUUGCAACUUCAUUGGUUCGAAAGAAUGGAUUGGCUCUUUUGAAGUUUUCCUGGUUUUGGAUCAUACAUAUAAGACUUCAUGUAAAUUGAAUCACGUGAAUUCUGGAAAUCAACUGGGAACACUCACACAAGAAUUGAUGGAUCACUUUUCUCGUGCGAAUCCUCCAAUUAUGAUGGGAGGCGAUGUUGAUGCUGCAUCAAAAGGUAUCGUUGGGAUUGCAACAGAUGACAACUUGGAGAAUACCUAUUUACUAAUUAUGGAUCCACACUUUACUGCAGAUAGAAGCUACCCAACUGCAGAUGGAAUCUACCCAACUGUAAAAGAGGUACAAGAGUUAGGUUUUAUUAAGUGGAUACCACUGUCAGAUUUUUGCGAAGAUUCCUUUUACAAUCUCUGUAUACCUAUUGUAUGAAUGAAAUAUAUUUGAUGAAUAUAUCUUGAAA